AUGUCUGUUAUUCUUUGUACCGCUGGGUACGAUCACACAAUUAGGUUCUGGGAGGCGUUAUCAGGAAUCUGCUCGCGAACAAUUCAACAUCCGGACUCGCAGGUAAAUCGACUAUGCAUCUCGCCGGACAAGCGGUUCCUGGCAGCGGCCGGUCACCAUACGGUUAAGCUCUACGAUAUCAAGUCGACGAAUCCGAACCCCUUACUUACCUUCGAAGGCCACACGGGAAACGUGACGGGAGUCGCGUUCCACUGCGAGGGGAAAUGGAUGGUGACGAGUUCUGAAGAUGGCAGCGUCAAGAUAUGGGAGACGCGCUCCGGCACUAUCCAGCGUAGCUAUAACCAUGGUUCUGCAGUAAACGAUGUCGUUAUACACCCUAAUCAGGGCGAGAUCAUAAGCUGCGAUCGGAGCGGAAGCGUCAGGGUCUGGGAUCUUGCUGAGAAUAACUGCUCUCAUCAGCUCAUUCCCGAGGAAGAUGUCUCCGUCUCUAGUGUUACUGUCGCGAGUGACGGUUCUCUCCUCUGCGCUGCUAACAAUGCUGGCAAUGUCUUCGUCUGGCAACUAAUCCAAACCUACGAACGUACAAAUCUCCUCCCCGUAACGCACUUCUCCGCGCACAAAGAGUACAUCACGCGAAUCCUGCUCUCCCCCGAUGUCAAGAAGCUCGCGACCUGCUCGGCGGACCACACGGCCAAGAUCUGGGAAGUCACCAACGUGACAGGAACCCCAUCCGACGAGUCCUCUUCGUCAUCCCUAUCUAACGCCCCCGCUAACGGCAUCAACGGCCACGACAAGCCUAAAGCCGGCGGAGACGUCGCGAGCGGAGAGCCUAGACCUUAUCCCCUAGAGGCGACGCUGACAGGCCACCAGCGCUGGGUCUGGGACUGCGCGUUCAGCGCUGAUUCGGCAUACCUAGUUACGGCGUGCUCGGACCACUAUGCGCGGCUGUGGGAGCUGCAUAGUCAACAGGUUAUUCGCCAGUACAACGGCCACCACCGCGGCGCGGUCUGCGUUGCUCUUAACGAUUACUCCGAGGCGCGGUGA
Molecule: messenger RNA, 1044 nt
Organism: Daldinia childiae
Lineage: Eukaryota; Fungi; Ascomycota; Sordariomycetes; Xylariales; Hypoxylaceae
Product: WD repeat-containing protein wat1
Exons: 4
Coding region: 1-1044 (347 amino acids)
Biological process (GO): regulation of actin cytoskeleton organization; TOR signaling
Cellular component (GO): TORC2 complex; TORC1 complex
Molecular function (GO): protein binding
Source: RefSeq, a predicted model, not a curated record